Messenger RNA from Carica papaya (papaya), 2448 nucleotides. RefSeq names its product calcium-dependent protein kinase 32 (gene CPK32). Lineage: Eukaryota; Viridiplantae; Streptophyta; Magnoliopsida; Brassicales; Caricaceae. Gene Ontology annotation, biological process: protein phosphorylation. The record is from RefSeq and is a predicted model, not a curated record. Gene Ontology annotation, molecular function: protein kinase activity; ATP binding; calcium ion binding.
GGGAUUAGGAGGGAAGUCUCUGCGAAAGAGGUUUGACCCUCUCUAUCUCUCUGUCUCCUUCUCCUUCGCUCUAAAAAUCAAUCAAUCAAUCAAUCAAUGGUGGUUGGCUUCUUCGUCAUCUUCUUAUUCCCACGCUAAAUUCCAUUUUUCAUCCACUUUCCAUUCUCUUUCUCUUUUUGUUUCCGUAUAUAUAUGUGUGUGUGUGUGUUUACGUAUCUUCGUUUCUCCUUGUAAUUUACCAUCUCUAGACAAACUAGCGCUGGAUCUUUCUUCUUUCACGGAAACUAUUCGAAUUUUGGAAAGCUUCUAUUAGUAUUCCUUGUUGGGGGUAGUUCGUCUAAUUGGUGGGUCUAUUGGUAUCUGAGGAUUUUGAAGCUGGAUCUUCGGAUUUGUUAGCUAAUAUCAACCGCGUGAUCCUCUGUUUUUUUUUUUCUGGUUAGAAAAUCGGAUUUGGAUUUGAUUUUUCAUCGGUUCUGUUUAAAGCGGUGAUACGCACUUCGCCAAAGGGUACUAGUAGGUUGGAGAUCGUGUCUGAUUGAUGGGAAAUUGCUGUGCGACACCGUCGACGGGCACCCACGAGAGAAAGAAAGGAAAGAAGAAACAGAACCCGUUCUCGAUCGAUUACGGCCAAAAUCAACAUGGAAAUGGUGGCCACAAGCUCAUUGUUUUGAAGAACCCAACCGGCCGCGAGAUCGGGCUCAAGUACGAGCUAGGUCGUGAGCUCGGGCGUGGGGAGUUCGGGGUAACAUACCUCUGCACGGACAAGGAAACCGGCGAUACUUUCGCCUGCAAAUCAAUAUCGAAGAAGAAGUUGAGAACCGCCGUGGACAUAGAGGAUGUAAGGAGAGAAGUGGAGAUCAUGAGGCAUUUGCCUAAGCACCCAAACAUCGUGAGCUUGAAAGACACUUACGAGGACGAUAAUGCGGUUCAUUUGGUUAUGGAAUUGUGCGAGGGCGGUGAAUUGUUCGAUAGGAUCGUCGCUAGAGGGCAUUAUACGGAGAGAGCAGCUGCUGUGGUCACAAAGACCAUCGUGGAGGUUGUUCAGAUGUGCCACAAGCACGGGGUGAUGCACCGCGACUUGAAGCCUGAAAACUUUUUGUUUGGCAACAAGAAGGAGACUGCUCCUUUAAAGGCUAUUGACUUCGGGUUGUCAGUUUUCUUUAAACCUGGUGAAAGAUUUACUGAGAUUGUUGGAAGUCCAUACUACAUGGCCCCUGAGGUGCUAAAACGAAACUACGGCCCUGAAGUUGAUGUUUGGAGUGCUGGUGUAAUCCUUUACAUCUUACUUUGUGGUGUCCCACCUUUCUGGGCAGAAACUGAGCAAGGAGUUGCACAAGCAAUUAUUCGGUCAGUCAUAGAUUUUAAGAGGGACCCUUGGCCUAAAGUUUCUGAUAAUGCUAAAGAUCUUGUGAGGAAGAUGCUUGAUCCAGAUCCUAAGCAGCGGCUUACAGCUCAGCAAGUGCUCGAUCAUCCAUGGCUGCAAAAUGCAAAGAAAGCUCCAAAUGUUUCCUUGGGCGAAACUGUGAGAGCUAGGCUUAAGCAAUUCUCUGUAAUGAACAAACUCAAGAAAAGAGCUCUAAGGGUAAUAGCUGAGCAUCUAUCUGUAGAAGAAGUUGCAGGCAUAAAGGAGGGGUUCCAAUUGAUGGAUAUUAACAAUAAGGGCAAGAUUAGUAUUGAUGAGCUAAGAGUUGGGUUGCAAAAGCUUGGACAUCAAAUUCCCGAUGAUGAUCUUCAAAUCCUAAUGGAAGCUGGUGAUGUGGACAAGGAUGGAUGUCUGGAUUACGGGGAGUUUGUAGCCAUCUCAGUUCAUCUUAGGAAGAUGGGCAAUGACGAUCAUCUUCGCAAGGCCUUUGAAUUUUUUGAUCGCAAUCAAAAUGGAUAUAUAGAAAUUGAGGAACUGAGAGAUACCUUGGCUGAUGAAGUUGAUACAAACAAUGAAGAAGUCAUUAAUGCCAUUAUUCAUGAUGUAGACACAGACAAGGAUGGAAGAAUAAGUUACGAUGAAUUUGCAGCAAUGAUGAAGGCCGGUACAGAUUGGAGGAAAGCUUCAAGGCAAUAUUCGCGAGAACGGUUCAAUAAUCUUAGUCUGAAAUUGAUGAAAGAUGGAUCGUUGCAAUUGCAAAACGAGAUUAGAUCAUGACCCGACAGAGGACAAAAGUUUAUCUGUGAAGGAAGUAAAUUACCCAGAAAACAUGAAAAGAUGUGUUGAUUUUGAUAAUUCAUUUUUUAAACAUCUGUUAAUUUCUUUUAAAUCUUUCUCAAGACCCACUUGUGGGUUUUACUUAGGAUUUAAGCCAAGGAUGUUUGAUGUAUUUCUGAACUGCAGUAUGCUUCUUUACUUUGUUGUGAGAAAAAAUUGAGGGAGUUUGGAGGCUGUAUGCAUGUGGCUGUAAAUAUUAUUCUCAAAUUGGCAUAAACUUGUAUCGAAGUCAUCAUCUUCCUUUUUCA